AUGGCGGCGGAGCGGAGUCGCUCCCCGGUGGACUCGCCGGUGCCGGCCUCGAUGUUUGCCCCCGAGCCCAGCUCUCCGGGGGCGGCCCGGGCCGCCGCGGCCGCGGCCCGACUCCAUGGCGGCUUCGACUCGGACUGCAGCGAGGACGGCGAGGCGCUCAACGGCGAGCCGGAGCUGGACCUCACCAGCAAGCUGGUUCUAGUGAGCCCUACAUCAGAGCAGUAUGACAGCCUACUUCGGCAAAUGUGGGAGAGGAUGGACGAGGGAUGCGGAGAGACCAUAUAUGUCAUUGGGCAGGGAUCAGAUGGGACUGAGUACGGGCUGAGUGAAGCUGACAUGGAGGCCUCCUACGCCACAGUGAAGAGCAUGGCGGAGCAGAUAGGGGCUGAUGUCAUCCUCUUACGAGAACGUCAAGAAGCGGGCGGCCGAGUGCGUGAUUACCUGGUCAGGAAGCGAGUCGGAGACAAUGACUUCCUGGAGGUCAGGGUGGCAGUGGUGGGCAACGUGGAUGCUGGCAAAAGCACACUCCUGGGAGUCCUAACACAUGGGGAGCUGGACAAUGGCCGUGGCUUUGCCCGCCAAAAACUCUUUCGCCACAAACAUGAGAUUGAAUCUGGUCGAACCAGCAGCGUGGGCAAUGACAUUCUGGGCUUUGACAGUGAAGGCAAUGUAGUGAACAAGCCUGACAGCCAUGGCGGCAGCCUCGAGUGGACAAAGAUCUGUGAGAAGUCCUCUAAAGUGAUCACCUUCAUUGACUUGGCUGGCCACGAGAAGUACCUUAAGACCACUGUUUUUGGCAUGACUGGGCAUUUGCCUGACUUCUGCAUGCUCAUGGUGGGCAGCAAUGCUGGCAUCGUGGGGAUGACCAAGGAACACCUAGGCUUGGCAUUGGCACUCAAUGUACCUGUCUUUGUGGUUGUUACCAAGAUUGACAUGUGUCCUGCCAACAUCCUUCAAGAAACCCUGAAGCUGCUACAGCGCCUGCUGAAGUCACCAGGCUGCCGGAAGAUCCCUGUCUUGGUGCAGAGCAAAGAUGAUGUGAUUGUCACAGCUUCCAACUUCAGCUCUGAGAGGAUGUGCCCGAUAUUCCAGAUCUCCAAUGUCACAGGUGAGAACCUUGAUCUGCUCAAGAUGUUCCUCAACCUCCUGUCCCCCCGCACCAGCUACAGGGAGGAAGAACCUGCUGAGUUCCAGAUAGAUGACACCUACUCUGUUCCCGGUGUGGGGACAGUGGUGUCUGGGACCACACUGCGGGGCCUGAUCAAGCUGAAUGACACACUGCUGCUGGGCCCAGACCCCUUGGGUAACUUCAUGUCCAUUGCUGUCAAGUCGAUCCAUCGCAAGCGUAUGCCUGUCAAGGAGGUGCGGGGGGGCCAAACAGCCUCCUUUGCAUUGAAGAAGAUAAAGCGCUCGUCCAUCCGGAAAGGCAUGGUGAUGGUUUCCCCACGCCUGAAUCCCCAGGCCUCCUGGGAGUUUGAGGCUGAGAUUCUUGUCCUCCACCACCCCACCACAAUUAGUCCACGAUACCAAGCCAUGGUACACUGUGGGAGCAUCCGGCAGACAGCUACAAUUCUGAGCAUGGAUAAAGACUGUCUGCGCACAGGAGAUAAGGCCACUGUCCACUUCCGCUUUAUCAAGACCCCCGAGUAUCUGCACAUAGACCAGCGAUUGGUGUUCCGGGAAGGACGAACCAAGGCUGUUGGCACCAUCACCAAGCUCCUCCAGACAACCAACAACUCCCCGAUGAACUCCAAGCCCCAGCAGAUUAAAAUGCAGUCCACAAAAAAGGGUCCCCUGAGCAAACGAGAAGAAGGAGGUCCAUCUGGUGUGCCAGCGGCAGGGGUCCCCCCAACUGGAGAUGAAGCUUCCUUGCUAGGGACUGCACAGGCUGCCACAUCCAGUGGUCUCCAGCCACAGCCCAAGCCCAGCAGUGGGGGCCGGCGACGAGGGGGCCAGCGCCACAAGGUGAAGUCCCAGGGGGCCUGUGUGACUCCUGCCAGCGGCUGCUGAAUGUCCCCUGGUCCACUUGACCACCAUGGGAUCCUCACUGCUCACUGGGAAGAGACUCUUUGACCGCCACCCGCCCACUCCAGUCCACAGCCAGAGCGUCCUUGUUGCCACACCCCGAUUUUCCAGGGGGGAUCGUAAUUUAUAAGAUGAGGAGGGACUAGAUGUCAAGGACUGACCGUUUGCCACCUGCCACCCUCCGUACUCACAGCUUUCUGGGCCCUUAAUUUCUAUCUUUUUAUUAUAUAUUUGUCCCAAGUGUGUGUGUGUGUGUGUGUGUGUGUGUGUGUGU
Molecule: messenger RNA, 2299 nt
Organism: Grammomys surdaster
Lineage: Eukaryota; Metazoa; Chordata; Mammalia; Rodentia; Muridae
Gene: Gtpbp1
Product: GTP binding protein 1
Exons: 12
Coding region: 1-2010 (669 amino acids)
Biological process (GO): translational elongation
Molecular function (GO): GTPase activity; translation elongation factor activity; GTP binding
Source: RefSeq, a predicted model, not a curated record